Messenger RNA from Nannospalax galili (Upper Galilee mountains blind mole rat), 2080 nucleotides. RefSeq names its product bridging integrator 2 (gene Bin2). The coding region runs from base 24 to 1682 and encodes 552 amino acids. The transcript is spliced from 13 exons. The record is from RefSeq and is a predicted model, not a curated record. Gene Ontology annotation, biological process: plasma membrane tubulation; phagocytosis, engulfment; podosome assembly. Gene Ontology annotation, molecular function: protein binding; phospholipid binding. Gene Ontology annotation, cellular component: plasma membrane; podosome; cytoplasm. Lineage: Eukaryota; Metazoa; Chordata; Mammalia; Rodentia; Spalacidae.
GGCAGUGCCCUGGAGCCCGCAGGAUGGCCGAGAGCAAGGCAGGCGGUGCCGCUGGCCUCUUCGCCAAGCAGGUGCAGAAGAAGCUCAGCAGGGCCCAGGAGAAGGUACUGCAAAAAUUGGGGAAAACUGUAGAAACCAAAGAUGAGCGAUUCGAACAAAAUGCCAGCAACUUCUACCAACAGCAGGCAGAAGGCCACAAGCUAUAUAAGGACCUGAAGAACUUUUUUAGUGCAGUCAAAGUGAUGCAUGAAAGUUCAAAAAGAGUAUCAGAAACCCUGCAGGAGAUCUACAGCAGCGAGUGGGAUGGAUUCGAGGAGCUGAAGGCCAUCGUGGGGAACAAUGACCUCCUGUGGGAAGACUAUGAAGAGAAGCUGGCUGACCAGGCUUUGAGGACCAUGGAAAACUAUGUGGCCCAGUUCAGUGAGAUUAAGGAGAGAAUUGCCAAGAGGGGCCGGAAACUGGUGGACUAUGACAGUGCCAGACACCACCUGGAGGCUGUGCAGAAUGCCAAGAAGAAAGAUGAGGCCAAGACUGCCAAGGCAGAAGAAGAGUUCAACAAAGCCCAGCUUGUGUUUGAAGAUCUGAAUCAGGAACUACUGGAGGAGCUGCCUAUUCUUUAUAAUAGUCGUAUUGGCUGUUACGUGACCAUCUUCCAAAACAUUUCCAACUUGAGGGAUGUAUUCUACAGGGAAAUGAGCAAGCUGAACCACAGUCUCUACGAGGUGAUGAGCAAACUGGAGAAGCAGCAUUCCAACAAGGUCUUUGUGGUGAAGGGACUGUCAAGCGGCAGCAGACGUUCUUUAGCCAUUUCUCCCCCAGUUCGCAUCUCUACAGUCUCCAGCCCCGGGGAUUCACCUUCUAACCCCGUGGCUCUCUCUGUGACCAGUGAGAGAGAGUCUGUGUUAGCAGCCGAAGAAGACUUAGCAUCUGAGGCAGCCCUUGGAGAAAAUGAUUCUGAGAGCAAAGAAUCCUCAAGUGUUGAGGAAACCGAGGAAGACAAGUCUGAAGCAAGCUCUCCUGAGAAGGAAGAGCCACUACCAGCCUUCAGUGGGCCAACUCAAGUCCCAGCCUCUCCAGGCUCUGAGGGGGGCAAGUCCCGGGAGGACGUUUUCCCCUGCUCCCCAGCUCCGUCGCUAGAUGGAGACUUGACCCCUUCAUUGCAGCCUUCACCCUCUCUCCCAGUAGUUCUCCGAACCCGCACCUCAAGUGAAGGAGCCGAACAGCCAAAGAGAGCCUCUAUCCAGAGGAUCUCAGCUCCCCCCAGUCGGCCUCCUCCACCUAGAGCCACUUUAAGCCCCAGGCCCGCCUCAGGGAAUGGACCCGGGAGCCCUCCAGCCACUGGAGAGGGUUCACUUGACAGUCUUAGGGCCUCCUUAGAAGCCUCUCCCAGUCCAGAACCACCUGAGAAGCCGCUGAGAGCUCCUGAGGCCAGAGAAAAAGAAACCCCCGGCUGCCCGAGCCCAGAGCCCUGUGCUUCCCCCGUGAGCACUACCCAGGAUUUCCCAGAACCUGGAGAAGUGAGGACCACAGAAGACAAAGAAGAGGACAGUAAGCUCAUCUCAGUUGACUCUCCUGAGGACCAAAGCCUUCAGCUUCAUGUCUCUUCAGAUCCAGGAGAAAACAUUACCACAGCAUCCAACCCUCCAGAAGAGAUACUUACAAGUGAAAGUGCAGAACUCUGAAGAGAAACUGCCAGGAUACCAACCCUCAUCUCCCCCAGAGACGCUCCUCAAGCAGAAGGUCAAGAGCCAAGGGCAUGAGCCACAUCCACUCCAGGCUCUCAGGCCGUGUGCAUGCUGAUGUCUCUGGAGACCUGGCUUGCUGGAGUUUGAGGACCAAAUCUGAGGGAGGAGGGCCUGGGAGAGGAGGGCAUCACUCACAGGACAUUUCACUUAAGGCUCAAGCAUUGUUAGAAUAAGGCUUUCAUUAAAGCGAGACUGUAAUGACUCUAAAGCAGACACAUUUCUAGGCAUAUACACUUGUCUUACUCGCUCUUAGAGGAGGGGGCAGACAUGUCUGACUUAUUGUUCAUUUGGAAAGACUUUAAGCCAAAAGAAUAUAUACUCAGGUUAUUAAAUAA